AUGUCAACCCGCAUGGGUCAAGAUCAGUUCCCCGACAUUUGCACUCCACGCCCUGGAGGAUAUCCUCUUCAAACCAGACAUUAUCCAUCAGAGCAUGAGUGUCCCGCUCUAAGCAUUCGCUGGGAAGAAUCCAUAACCCACCGCCAACUUCCGCGCUUGGUGCUGCACGGCAAUUCCUCCAAUUGGGAUAAUAUCAGUGAUGAUGGGAUCUUCCUUCUGGCAAUUCGUAACCUGGAAUCAAGAACCAUGACUAUCCAGAAGCCAUUGAUAAUAAUUCACAAGACGGAAGAGGCAAAGAGAUAG
Molecule: messenger RNA, 303 nt
Organism: Paracoccidioides brasiliensis Pb18
Exons: 2
Coding region: 1-303 (100 amino acids)
Source: RefSeq, a predicted model, not a curated record